AUGGCCGACGCAGGCUGGUUGCGUUUUUUCGGUGCCAACAGAGCACGCCAACAUGGCCUGAGGUACCGUGCCUCCGAAGCUGCCCUUCAUGAUAUCCUCAAGGAUGCACCCGGAAACCAAGAAACGCAAAUUCAACACAAGAGAGAAACCAUGCCACGACUUCCAAGCUGGCAAGGCGUAUCUUGGGCCGACCGAGGUGCCGCCCCGUUAACUGGCGCAGACGCAGCUCUCGACCAAGCAGACAAGCUGUUUAUCAACGCAAGCCAAAAAGUUUGGCACAGCCCGUCGGUUGACCAACUGGCAGAAUCUCUACGUGCUGCGUUGAUGACAACCGAAGGAAACCAGCCACUUUCUGCCGAGUAUCGUCCGCAUGUUUUGCUUCUAUGCGAGUUUUAUGGCACUCGGCACCACAAAAUCGCCAAACUCGAAUCGCAACUGGCGGAAGCAAAAGACCAGUUGGAGAAGGAGAGAGAGCGGUACAGAUCCAUAGAAGAACAUUGGAUGGUUCAGGAUGCACGGUACAAAGCUGAAGUCAAACGUCUCGAAAUGUUUAUUCAUGAGACAUCCGACAAAGGCAUGGAAGCUGUGAUACUGGCUAGAGCAGGAAGCUUGAUCAGAAACAGGCCAGGUGAUACUACAAAUGGGCGAACAUCUACAGAGGCAAGCCCCAACAAUGCUUCCAUGGCCUCUGGUGCUACUCCCCAGAAAGUCAAUACAGAAGCAGCACCCAACUCGGCUUUGCCAACACGACAGAACACAGUGUUAUCGCGUACACGAACCUUUGACACUAGCAACGAGGUCAGGCUGAGCAACGCCUUUCGAAAGAUGGAGAAAACGAAAAACGCCAACAGCGGCGGCGGUCGCCGAACUGAGGCUCAACAUAUCGGCCACGGAAAGGCACACCCUGAACACCACCGAGAAAGUCAGCGUUCCCAGAGUGAUUCUGUGCCUCAGAUUGGUCAGACUCCCCGUGACGCAGUCGAUGAACCGCCACACGAAGGCAGUCCCGAGAGGAAGCGCAAUUCGACCGAGAAGGCAGCGGUAUUGCAAGAGGCUGGUGUUGUCGGCCAACUCUGCACUGCGACAGAAAGCGCACAUGGGCAUGAGAAAGUGAAGCAGGAUAGAGUUUCGGAGAGCAAGCCCAGUCAAAGCACUCCGCAUCGUCGCCAGUUCUCGUUUGUACCUGGAGACGAUACAACAGGCCAUGCCAAGGCGCCCGGAAACCAGCCGGUAGCUCAAAACGAGAACAGUCAGGAACAGUCAACUGGUCGGCAAACGGUUCGACUCCGUCAAGAAGCCAGGAGGUCGAGAUCAUCAGAGUGGAUAUAG
This is a messenger RNA of Fusarium pseudograminearum CS3096, 1329 nucleotides long. RefSeq lists its product as uncharacterized. The record is from RefSeq and is a predicted model, not a curated record. NCBI's taxonomy places the organism in Eukaryota, Fungi, Ascomycota, Sordariomycetes, Hypocreales, Nectriaceae. The transcript has 3 exons. Bases 1 to 1329 code for a protein of 442 amino acids.